AUGUCACGUUCUUACCAUCAUCAUAUGUCUUUGCCUCAGACAGAUAAUUCCUCCAAUCCACAAGCACUUGUCUCAAAUCAUGAUUCUCUNCGGUUUUCUACGGGAAUAUUCGCGAUCCAAAUUCUCCGAAGUCUCAGCUCCUCCAACGACGAGGUCUGCGUCGCCCAAUUCAGGUCUCGAUCCGUGGUCGUCACCGGGAACCGGAUCAGAAAUCGAAAUCGCGACUUCCUCCGCCGCCGAUUUCACUGUACCGUCGAUAGGUUCGACGAGAGAUCGACAGAGAGGACAAGAGGAGUGAGAAUGAAACCACAUAUCGAUGCAGUCAACAUGAAACGUGUGCUUGCAAUUGGGCAAAACCCGACCCGAUUCGCUCUCCUCGAAUUCCGAGAGGCAAACCGCACACUCGAUCGCGCUUUCGGCGGUCGCGGCGGAGAAAGUAAAAACGGGAAGAGAUUUUAUGACGGACUGGUCGAGGCCGCGGGAGGUUACGGCACCGGUGGAGGAAGGGUUGGCGAAGAAGAUAAUAGCAGCGGCGGCGCGACGAUUGCUGUUGAAUCGGCGGAGAUGGAAGCGGCGAGAGCGGAGGAGAUACCAGCGAGAGUAGAGGUGGAGAAAGAUCAUGAGAAUGACGACGAAUAA
Messenger RNA from Microthlaspi erraticum, 639 nucleotides. The record is from the annotation of a GenBank genome assembly. Lineage: Eukaryota; Viridiplantae; Streptophyta; Magnoliopsida; Brassicales; Brassicaceae.